Molecule: messenger RNA, 11112 nt
Organism: Oreochromis aureus
Lineage: Eukaryota; Metazoa; Chordata; Actinopteri; Cichliformes; Cichlidae
Gene: tenm4
Product: teneurin transmembrane protein 4
Biological process (GO): neuron development; signal transduction; heterophilic cell-cell adhesion
Cellular component (GO): neuron projection; membrane
Molecular function (GO): protein homodimerization activity; cell adhesion molecule binding; protein heterodimerization activity
Source: RefSeq, a predicted model, not a curated record
CCCCAGCACGUCGGCUGGCGUGUCACCUUAUCUCCCACUCUGUGUUCGGGGACUGUUUAACAUAUUUCUCCCUAAGGAUUUUGAAGGCGUUCAAUUAGGGCUGUGCAUGUAAAUGGGCAUCUUGGACGGCUGCCUUUCUCGUCCAUGUGUGCUGCUUCUCUGAGAGCACUGUAAGCAGCUGCAGCAACAGCAGCGGCACCUUGGAAGAGCAGGAGCAGGAGGAGGAGGAUUUCUUUCAGCCGUACCGUGUCGUGCACAGUGGAAAUACUCCGGUUACUAUCAAAACGAAAGGGAGGGAAGAAGAAGACGGCGGCGAAGUAGAAGCAUAAGAGCUUUUGGGGGAGCAAUCCAGACUGAAAUAGUGAAUUGUCAACGGGACAGGCCUGCUACGUUGGAUGUGUCUUCAGAAUGAACUCUCAAACUAAACUGGCAUUGUAACCCACAUUUGAUUUUGGAAGUAGUGUGGAGGCAGCCAUGGAAGUGAAGGAACGUAGACCCUACCGCUCACUUACUGCUCGGCAGGACACAGAGCGCCGUUACACUAGCUCCUCAGCAGACAGCGAGGACGGCAAACCCAACGCAAAGUCCUACAGCUCCAGUGAAACACUAAAAGCCUUCGACCAUGACUCGAGGAUGGCUUACGGGACCCGUGUCAAGGAAAUGGUUCAUCACGAAGUGGAUGAAUUCAACCGACAAGGGGCAGACUUUUCCCUUCGAGAUCUUGGCUUUGGAGAUGCCCUCCCAUCGCAUGUCGCCACAUACAGGACUGACCUGGGGAUGGCACACCGCGAAUAUUCAGUCAGUGUGGGCUCAGAUGCGGACACGGAGACAGACGGCAUUAUGUCACCAGAGCAUGCAGUCAGAUUAUGGGGCCGCAGCAACACCAAGUCAGGCCGCAGCUCGUGCCUCUCCAGCAGGGCCAACUCCAAUCUAACUCUGACUGACACAGAACAUGAGAACACAGAAAAUGGUCCUCCGCUGCAUUGUUCAUCCGCCUCCUCCUCCCCUGUUGAGCAGCUCCAUUACCCUCCCCCUUCCAUUGCAGCCAAUGAGAGCCAGGGAGGGUUGCUAGGUAACUGUGCGGCUCAGCCAGCCCAGGACUCUGACUCUGAGGAUGAGUUUGGCCCCAAUUCAUUCUUAGUUAAAACUGGCUCAGGGAACCUGUAUGCUCCUGCUACCGCUACUGCUGAUGACGGAGCCUUUCAAAAUCACUCUCGGCUGCGGACGCCUCCUCUACCACUUUCCCACUCCCACUCGCCCAAUCAUCAGCACCAUGCAGCCUCUAUUAACUCCUUGAAUAGGAGCAACUACACACCACGGAGCAACCCAAGUCCUGCGCCCACAGACAGCUCCGUUCCUCCUGAGGGUCCCGCCAGUGGUCAAGACUCUGGCAGUGCACAGGACAACUGGCUACUUAACAGCAACAUCCCCCUGGAAACAAGAAACAUAGCAAAGCAGACAUUCCUAGAGACUUUACAGGACAACCUCAUUGAGAUGGACAUUCUGGCAUCAGCACGCCACGAUGCCUCGUACAACGACGGGCACUUCCUAUUCAAACCAGGUGGAACAUCACCAAUGUAUUGCACAACUUCACCAGGAUACCCUUUGACCUCCAGCACAGUUUACUCGCCUCCUCCACGACCUUUGCCUCGAAACACCUUCUCUCGACCUGCCUUCAGCCUGAAGAAACCCUAUAAGCACUGCAACUGGAAAUGUGCUGCUCUCAGUGCCAUCCUCAUCUCAGUAACACUGCUGUUCCUGUUAGCCUACUUCAUCGCCAUGCACCUUUUUGGAUUAAACUGGCACCUGCAACCCAUGCAGAGACAGAUGUACCAGCUGUCAGAAGACAAUAUAAGUGGCCUAACUUUUCCUACAGACCUGAGCUUGCCACCACUAGGCAGCACAGGCUUGGAAAUACAUGACCGCAAAGGAAAAGAUGACAGCAAAUUGGACAGCUUGUUCCCAGAUGACAGCUAUAUAGAUAUGGGAGAGAUUGACGUGGGGCGUAAGGUCGCACAGCAGAUUCCUCCUGGUAUCUUCUGGAGAUCCCAGGUCUUCAUUGAUCAUCCCAUGUACCUAAAGUUUAAUGUGUCCCUAAGUAAAGAUGCCUUAGUGGGGAUCUAUGGAAGGAGAGGUCUUCCUCCAUCACACACACAGUUUGACUUCGUGGAGCUUUUGGAUGGGCGGCGGCUCCUGGCUCAAGACAUCCAUGGUCUGGAGGGGCCUGUGGCUAUGCAGCGAAGCCUAGUACCCAUCACUACACAUGACACAGGCUUUAUCCAGUAUAUGGACUCAGGCAUCUGGCACUUGGCCAUCUACAACGAUGGAAAAGAAACUGAAACUGUCUCCUUCCUCACCACUGCCAUAGACUCUAUUGAUGACUGUCCCAGUAACUGCUUUGGGAACGGUGACUGUAUUGCUGGAACAUGUCACUGCUUUUUAGGAUUCAAAGGACCUGACUGUGGGCGAGCUGCCUGUCCAGUCCUAUGCAGUGGGAAUGGUCAAUACCUAAAAGGUCGCUGCAUGUGUCACAGCGGCUGGAAGGGCUCGGAGUGUGACGUUCCCACCAACCAGUGCAUCGACAUCACUUGCAGCAACCACGGGAUCUGUAUUGUGGGGACCUGUAUCUGCAACCCUGGCUACAAGGGGGAAAACUGUGAAGAAGUGGACUGCCUGGAUCCAACAUGCUCAGGCCGAGGGGUUUGUGUCCAGGGAGAGUGUCACUGCUUUGUCGGGUGGGGAGGGCCAGGAUGUGAGAGCCCUAGGGCCUCCUGCAUGGACCAGUGCUCUGGACACGGAACUUUCCUGGCAGACACAGGAACCUGCAGCUGUGAUCCCAACUGGACAGGCCACGACUGUGCUACAGAGAUUUGUGCAUCGGACUGUGGUGGUCAUGGCAUUUGUGUUUCGGGCACCUGCCGCUGUGACGAUGGCUGGAUGGGCAUUGGGUGUGACCAGAGGGCGUGUCACCCACGCUGCAACGAACAUGGCACUUGUAAGGACGGCAAAUGCGAAUGCAGUCCGGGUUGGAACGGAGAACACUGCACUAUUGAGGGCUGCCCUGGUUUGUGCAAUGGAAAUGGUAGGUGCACUCUGGGUAACAAUGGCUGGUACUGUGUGUGCCAGCUGGGCUGGAGGGGCACUGGCUGUGACACCUCUAUGGAAACUGCCUGCAGUGAUGUCAAGGACAACGAUGGAGAUGGCCUGGUGGACUGCAUGGAUCCAGACUGCUGUCUGCAGGCAACCUGUCACACUACCUCCCUGUGUGUGGGCUCCCCGGAUCCCCUGGACAUCAUCCAGGAGACACAGAUGUCCUCUGCACAGAGCAACCUACAGACUUUCUAUGACAGGGUGCGCUUCCUUGUGGGCAGGGACAGCACCCACAUAAUCCCUGGAGCAAACCCCUUCGAUGGCAACCAUGCUUGUGUCAUCCGUGGACAAGUAGUGACGUCAGACGGAACACCACUGGUGGGAGUGAACAUCAGUUUCAUCAAUAACCCAUCUUAUGGUUACACAAUCACCAGGCAGGAUGGAAGUUUUGACUUGGUGACCAAUGGGGGCAUAGCCAUAGCCCUGCACUUUGAACGCGCUCCAUUCAUCACCCAGGAGCACACACUCUGGUUGCCAUGGGGACGUUUCUUUGUCAUGGAUACCAUCGUGAUGCGGCACGAGGAGAAUGACAUCCCUAGCUGUGACCUCAGCAGCUUUACCAGGCCCAGCCCUGUGGUGUCCCCAGCGCCGCUCACCGCAUUCGCUGGGUCCUGUGCUGAAAGAGGGAAUGUCGUACCUGAAAUCCAGUCUCUGGAGGAAGAAGUAGCUAUACCUGGAACAGAAAUGAAACUCGGCUAUUUAAGCAGCAGGACCCCAGGUUACAAGUCAGUGCUAAGGGUUAUUCUCACCCACUCCUUAAUCCCUUUUAACCUGAUGAAAGUUCACCUCAUGGUAGCUGUGGAAGGCAGGCUUUUCAGAAAGUGGUUUCCUGCAGCCCCAAAUCUCUCAUACGACUUUGUGUGGGACAAGACAGAUGUCUACAGCCAGAAGGUCUAUGGCUUGUCCGAAGCUUUUGUUUCAGUUGGUUUUGAAUAUGAGUCAUGCCCAGACCUUAUUCUAUGGGAGAAGAGGACCGCUGUUCUUCAGGGCUACGAAACCAUUGCCUCAAAACUGGGAGGGUGGACGAUAGACAAGCACCAUGCUUUAAAUAUCCAGAGUGGUAUUCUUCACAUGGGCAAUGGAGAGAACGUCUUCAUCUCCCAGCAGCCUCCUGUAAUCGGCAGCGUGAUGGGGAAUGGGCGGAGGCGCAGCAUCUCCUGCCCUAGCUGUAAUGGCCUUGCUGACGGAAACAAGCUGAUGGCCCCUGUUGCUCUGGCUUGUGGCUCAGAUGGAAGUCUGUACGUGGGUGACUUCAACUAUGUGAGGAGGAUUUUCACCACAGGGAAUGUCACCAGCGUCCUGGAGCUCAGCAACAGCCCUGCACAUAAGUACUACCUGGCCACCAGUCCAGUGAACAACGCCGUGUACCUUUCAGACACCAGCAGCAGGAAAGUGUUCAAGGUUAAAUCGCUGAAUGUUGUGAAAGAUGUGGCCAAGAAUCUGGAGCUGGUGGCAGGCAGGUGUCUCCCAUAUGGCAGGCAUGGAGGAAAGGCUGUUGAGGCCACCAAUGUCUCCCCUGCAGGCAUUACCGUGGAUAAGUACGGCGUAAUCUUCUUUGUGGAUGGGACCAUGAUUCGCAGGAUUGAUCAGAAUGGUAUCAUCUCCACUCUUCUGGGAUUCAAUGACCUGACCUCUGCUCGACCUCUCAGCUGUGAUGCUGUGAUGGACAUCUCUCAGGUGCGCCUUGAGUGGCCUACAGACUUGGCAGUGAACCCAAUGGACAACUCCCUAUAUGUUCUGGACAACAACGUAGUACUCCAGAUCUCUGAAAACCACCAAGUCCGUAUUGUAGCAGGCCGUCCUAUGCACUGUCAAGUGCCUGGGAUUGACCAUUUCCUCUUGAGCAAAGUUGCCAUCCAUGCCACCCUCGAGUCAGCUAAUGCCCUAGCUGUGUCCCACAAUGGUGUUUUGUACAUUGCUGAGUCAGAUGAAAAGAAAAUAAACCGAGUCAGACAGGUGUCCACAAAUGGAGAGAUCUCCUUGGUUGCAGGGGCACCAAGUGGCUGUGACUGCAAGAACGAUGCCAACUGCGAUUGUUACUCUGGAGAUGAAGGCUAUGCCAAAGAUGCUAAACUGAAUGCACCAUCUUCUCUGGCAGUAUGUCCAGAUGGAGAUCUUUACAUUGCAGAUCUGGGCAACAUCCGUAUACGCUACGUUCGCAAAAACAAGCCUUUUCUGAAUCCCCUCAGUAUGUAUGAGGUGUCCUCUCCCAUUAAUGAUGAACUCUAUCUGUUUGACUCCAAUGGCAGCCACAUUUUUACACAAAGUCUGACUACAGGAGACUAUCUCUACAAUUUGACAUACACGGGAUCGGGAGAUCUGAGCAGCAUUACUGAUAAGAACAAAAACACAGUGAUGAUCAGAAGAGACACAACAGGAAUGCCCCUGUGGCUAAUGGUCCCUGAUGGACAGACCUUCUGGUUCACCAUAGGCACUAACAGUGCCCUUAAAACUGUUGCUGCCCAGGGUCAAGAGCUAGCUGUAAUGACCUACCAUGGAAGCUCGGGACUGCUAGCAACUAAGACAAACGAAAAUGGAUGGACAACAUUCUUUGAGUAUGACAGCUAUGGGCGUCUGACUAACAUCACCUACCCCACGGGCCGAGUGAGCAGCUACCGUACAGACGCAGACAGCUCGGUCCGCAUCCAGACAGAGGGCUCCAACAAAGAAGAUAUCACCGUCACCACUAACCUGUCAGCUUCUGGCACCUUCUACACACUUAUGCAGGAUCAAGUUCGGAACAGCUACUUCAUUGGUUUGGACGGUUCGCUGCGUCUAGUUUUGGCCAAUGGUAUGGAGGUGUCGCUGUAUACUGAACCCCACCUGCUGGCUGGUACGGUCAACCCCACAGUCAGCAAGAGGAACGUGACCCUGGCUAUCGACAACGGCCUUAACCUGGUGGAGUGGAGACAGAGGAAGGAGCAGGCACGAGGCCAAGUUACUGUGUAUGGACGCAGAUUAAGGGUUCAUAACAGGAACCUCCUAUCGUUGGAUUUCGAUCGAAUCACCAGAACAGAAAAGGUCUAUGAUGACCACAGGAAGUUUACGUUACGGAUCCACUAUGACCAUGCCGGUCGCCCCACAUUGUGGGCACCGAGCAGUCGACUGAAUGGAGUCAAUGUCACCUACUCUCCUGGAGGCCACGUGGCAGGUAUCCAAAGAGGCACAAUGUCGGUGCGCAUGGAAUACGACCAGAACAGCAGAAUCACCUCCCAGAUAUUUGCUGAUGGUAAAUCUUGGAGCUACACUUAUCUUGAGAAGUCCAUGGUGCUGCUGCUCUACAGCCAAAGGCAGUAUAUCUUUGAAUUUGACAAAAAUGAUCGGCUCUCCUCUGUGACCAUGCCCAACGUAGCACGGCAGACUCUAGAGACCUCCCGCUCCAUUGGUUACUACAGAAACACCUACCGGCCCCCUGAAGGUAACGCUUCAGUGCUCCAGGACUACAGUGAGGAUGGACAGUUGCUGCAGACCACCUAUCUGGGUACAGGCCGCAGGAUCAUCUACAAAUAUGGAAAGCUUGCUAAGCUUCUGGAGAUUCUCUAUGACACCACUCGAAUUGGUUUUUCCUAUGAUGAAGUGGCAGGCAUGCUAAAGACCGUCAACUUGCAGAGUGAAGGCUUUACCUGCACCAUUCGCUACCGUCAGAUUGGUCCACUGAUUGACAGGCAGAUUUUCAGAUUCAGUGAAGAGGGCAUGGUGAACGCUAGAUUUGACUAUGUGUAUGACAACAGUUUCCGCGUCACUAGCAUGCAGGCUGUCAUAAAUGAGACGCCGCUGCCAAUAGACUUGUAUCGUUACGACGACGUAUCUGGCAAAACAGAGCAGUUUGGUAAAUUUGGAGUAAUCUAUUAUGACAUAAAUCAAAUUAUAACCACAGCAGUGAUGACCCACACCAAACACUUUGAUGCCUACGGGCGAGUGAAGGAAGUCCAAUAUGAGAUCUUCCGCUCACUCAUGUACUGGAUGAUGGUGCAGUAUGACAAUAUGGGGCGAGUGGUGGCCAAGGAGCUAAAGGUUGGGCCUUAUGCCAACACGACACGCUACACAUACGAGUACGAUGCUGACGGUCAACUUCAAGUGGUCUCCAUCAAUGACAAGCCUCUGUGGAGGUACAGCUAUGACCUUAAUGGCAACUUACACCUUCUCAGCCCUGGAAACAGCGCACGCCUCACACCACUACGCUAUGACAUCAGGGACCGCAUUACUCGCUUGGGAGAUACUCAGUAUAGGAUGGAUGAGGAUGGUUUUCUGAAGCAGCGAGGGAAUGACUAUUUUGAGUAUAAUUCUGCUGGCCUGCUUGUUAAAGUGUACAACAAAGUGAGCGGCUGGAGCAUCGAAUACCGUUACGAUGGCCUCGGCAGGAGGGUGUCCAGCAGAAGCAGCACGGGCCAGCACCUGCAGUUCUUCUAUGCUGACUUAUCCAGCCCUACUAGGGUCACCCACAUGUACAAUCACUCCAGCUCUGAGAUCACCUCACUGUAUUAUGACCUGCAGGGACAUCUGUUUGCCAUGGAGCUAGGCAGUGGGGAUGAGUUUUACGUGGCCUGUGAUAACAUAGGCACGCCACUGGCUGUGUUCAGUGGAUCAGGCAUCAUGAUCAAGCAGAUCCUUCAUACGGCUUUUGGAGAAGUUUACCUUGACACAAACCCCAGUUUGCAGCUCAUAAUAGGCUACCAAGGAGGCCUGUAUGAGCCUCUUAGCAAACUGGUCCACAUGGGCAGACGGGAUUAUGAUGUGCUUGCUGGCCGCUGGACAACACCUGACCACGAGAUCUGGAAACGUCUCAACAGCAACCACAUUGUGCCAUUCAACUUGUACAUGUUCAAGAAUAAUAAUCCUCUCAGCAAUAAUGAGGAGAUAAAGUGCUACAUGACAGAUGUGAACAGCUGGUUGGUGACCUUUGGCUUCCAGCUGUACAACGUUAUCCCCGGCUACCGCAAACCAAGCACAGAGGCCAUGGAGCCAUCCUACGAAUUAGUUCGCACCCAGAUCAAGACACAGGAAUGGGAUAGCACCAAGUCUUUGCUGGGUGUUCAGUGUGAAGUUCAGAGGCAGCUGAAGGCCUUUGUGAAACUGGAACGUUUUGGCCAGAUCUACAGAGCCAAAAGUGCUGGAUGUCCUCAGACGGAAGGCAAAAAGAUCUUUGCUUCUGGUGGCUCAAUCUUUGGCAAGGGGGUCAAAUUUGCUAUCAGAGAUGGUCGCAUCAGCGCUGACAUCAUCAGCUUGGCCAAUGAAGAUGGCCGUCGCAUGGCUGCAGUUCUGAACGAUGCAUUCUACCUUGAAAACCUUCACUUCACUAUCACGGGAAUGGAUACCCACUACUUUGUCAAACUGGGCUCAGUGGAGGGAGAUCUGGCCCUUAUUGGUAUGACAGUGGGUCGGCGUACACUAGAGAAUGGCGUCAAUGUCACGGUGUCUCAGGUCAACACUGUUGUCAAUGGCAGGACUAGGCGCAUUACUGACAUUCAGCUACAGUAUGGCGCCCUGUGUCUGAAUACUCGUUAUGGCAGUAGCGUGGAUGAAGAGAAAGCCCGUGUGUUGGAGCUGGCUCGGCAGAGAGCUGUCACCCAAGCUUGGGCCCGGGAGCGCCAGAGACUGAGGGAUGGAGAAGAGGGCUCACGAACCUGGACUGAAGGAGAGAAGCAGCAGCUCCUAGGUUCAGGGAAGGUGCAAGGCUACGAUGGAUAUUACGUGGUUUCAGUUGACCAAUACCCUGAGCUGGCAGACAGUGUCAACAACAUUCAUUUCAUGAGACAGAGUGAAAUGGGCCGAAGGUGACAUGAACACGAGGCUCUCGAGUGACUGACUCAGAUGUAGGACAUGGGACUUCUUGCCAAAGACAGUUGUGUACAUGACCACAUGUUUUUUUUCUUUGACUGUGCUCAACUUGGUUUUUAAUAUACUGAAAAAAGAAAACAACAUGGUUGCAAUCAGUUGCACUGUAUUAAUAGAAGAGUGCCCUUCUCCUUUUGAAGAUUCUUUAACAGUCUUUGCUCUCCAAGUGCGGCUGCUAGAGGAUGAAAAUUUGUGAUGUCUUGUGACUCCAUUUCCUCAUCCCUGUUGGUGAUUCUGUUCAAAGGAAUCCAAGAGGAGUAUUGGUAAUGCAUUAUGUUCACUGGCUCACUCUGCUGCCAGACUUGCAGAUUGUUAUUCACAAGCUUGCUCUAUUCUGCCUUUUCUGCGCCUCAGCCAAGGAGAUUCCUUCUCUUUUAAUCACUUCUUUUUUAUACUUGAAACCGUCAUAGCCCCAGUCAUCCAUAAAUAAUGAGGGAGAUUUCUGUUGGCGGUAGAGCCCUUCAUCAGACCCAGCUGAACUUGUCAAAGCACCUUCAUUUGUGUGAUGUCUUGUAAUUUUUUAAAGAGGAAGCUCGAUACUCAUUUGUGGUCUUAGCUUGGAAGGCUUCGGUGCACCGUGACUGUGCAUGUUGGCCUUUUUUAUGAACUUUAAAAUUAGCAAAACUGCUUGAUUAAGCUUAAAUUGUAUGUGGUGAAGCCAACAAAGGGAUGUGAGGUCACUUUUUUUUAUUUGGUGUGUAUUUUAUUUUAUAACCAGACUUUCUUUUCUUUUUUUUUAAUGAACAAAAUGAAAAGCGAAUAAAUUCUUCUCUGCUUCUUUUCAUUUGACUGUGGUCAAACAACUCGAUUAUAAAAACAGCGAAAAGCCAACCCUGUAAGAAAAUACUGUGGAAUUAAUGUCUGUAUUAAACUACAAAAGGUAUUUUACAGGAAUGGUUUGGGGUUAUAUUUUAGUUUUGUUUUAUAAAUAGCUAUAUGAAUUAACAGUAUAACAAAUGUGAAUUUUAAAAAAAUGUGAACUAUUGUCCCUUUUAUUGUUAAUUGUUGUACUUGAACAACGCUUAAGGGUGUUUGAACACAUGGAAUAAACUAUGAAAGGUGGUUUAGUUAAAUCAAUUACUGUGUUUUUCAUCAGACCACAUGCAUUUUACUGAUCUCGGUUGCAUAUGAAAGGCUCUUUUUGUUUAUCAGUGAUCUUAAGUCAGUAUUCCUCAUCACAAUGUCCAGUCACAUAAAGCUCGGGAUAAAAAUACUUUAUAAAAGCGAGGCUACAAAGAGGGUCAGUGACUAAUCUCAUCAGUGAUACACAGUACAUUAACAUAUUGGCUGUUGAGAUAGAUGGGCUUUGCGUUGUGUUGUGGGUGAGAUGAAAGAUACAAAUUGCCUUUGCCCAAAGGGCUGCCCGCAGGUCAGCUUUGAAAGUGCUUUCAUUCUCCAGGAUAGGGCUCCACUUGGUCCCAUGGCUGGCUGAAAUGCAUUAGACCUGCAGGUGUACUACUUCCCGUUUACAGACUAAAGGUCGUCUAUACACGGCAACCUUGGAAAUAACUCUCGUGAUCGCAUUCUAACUCCCAUGCAUCUCCCUCGGUGGGCAAUGCAAGGGACGACUUAAUGUUUCUUUAUCUGAAAACGGACACAGAGUCAAGACUAUUUUGGAAAUCGUGAUAUUGAUUUAAAUUCAGUUGUUGAACUAUGCCAAGCCACUACACACUCUUGACUUGCUAAUUUUCCCGUAAAACAUUUGAACAUGUUCGUGUGACGAGAGCAUGAUUGAGUGUCUCAAUCUGUACAAGUGAAAAAGUGAAAAGGACAUGGGUGUUUUUUUUUUUCCUGCUCCUGGUCGAUUCAUUUACAUUUUUCAAAAAGCGAAAAUAAAAACUAUAUAUGUAUGUUCUACAUAAUAUGAAUGAUGGAUAUUUGCAUUGUGGAAUAUUGCACUGAGAAUUGUUGCGUCAGAAGACUGUAUCUUUUUCUAAAGUUGACUCAUUUCGAGUUUUGGUUUGUUCUCAACACUGUGUUUUUAGCGCUUCUAUUUGACUGUGUAAAUAUGAGGACAUCAAAGUGAGCUGUAAAUAAAAUGCAAAUGUAGAUACCUCUUAGAGCUACAUCAGUGACCCUGUGUAGUCUUAAGGUAGAAAAAAAAAUAAAGGGAAUAUUUUGUGUUUA